AGUUUUUUUUUUUUUGAAUUUAAACCGGUUUCAGACAGUAUCUUACUCAAAUUCCGUUCGAAAUCAGGCCGUACAUUGCUUUAUAACCUUUGCUUAUAUAAUCUCCGUUGAGUUCCUCUUUAUCUUACGUUCUUUAUUACUUGUAGGGUCACAGGUCACUACCAUCUGAAACGUUCAUCUUUAACUCUCAUUUCUCUUCUUACAGAACUCAGAAACUCAGCCCUCCUUCUCUCAAUAGUUAAUGGCUACUCCGAGAAUCUAUGAACCCGAAACUCUCUCUCCAUGCCCCAGUUCAAGAAGCAGGAGGAGCAGCGAUUCAAACUCACCCGAGUUCGAGUUCUGGAUGGUCAGAAACCCCUCUUUUCCUCAGCCUAAUCUCCACUCAGCCGAUGAACUCUUUGUUGAUGGUGUUCUUCUGCCUCUUCACCUCCUUUCGCUCAAACCUUCCGACCCAACUGUCCCGAACCCGCUUCCAGAUCCUGAACCUGCCAACAAAGAGUCAGGUGACCCGGAGUCUGGACCUGGACCUGGACCCGGCCCUGGCCCUGAGUUGAUUCAUGUAACCACUGAGUCUGCAAACGGGUUGUCGAGUUCUAAGCGGUGGACGGACAUUUUCAGGAAAGGCGACAAGAAAGCUGUGACGAAGAACACGGAAGACAAUAAGGAUAAAGAGAAAGAGAAGAAGAGAGACAAGAAGAGUCAAAGUGGAGUGACUUCAGCGGAGUUGAAUAUCAAUAUUUGGCCUUUUUCAAGGAGUAGAUCCGCCGGGAAUGGCGGAACCCGACCCAGAUUGAUUCCCGGAGCUCCAGGGACCCGGAAAGUAAGCAGUGCGCCGUGUUCGAGGAGUAACUCAGCGGGUGAGUCGAAGUCAAGGAAGUGGCCAAGCAGCCCGGGUCGCCCCGGGGUUCAUCUGGGUCGGAGCAGCCCCAUUUGGCAAGUCAAGCGCGGCGGUGGAGGCUUAGGCGGGAGGAGCUCAGAAACUCUAUCUAGAAACGGUGAAAAAGUGGUCAGUAAAAAAGAAGUUAAAAGCAACAAGGCAAUCGGAAAUGGCAGUACCAGUACCACUAUUGGAAAAAUGAGGGUUUUGAAUAUGAACGUGAAUGUGCCAAUGUGUAUUGGGUACCGGCAUCAUUUGAGCUGUAGAAGUGAUGAAAACGGUGCACUAGGGGUUGUGGGUGCAGCUAAUAACAAGUCCACCACCACCACCACCACCGGGACUGUUAGCGGCGGCACAGACGGUGGCCAUGGCCAUGUUACAAAUAAUGGCAAUCUCUUCAACUUCCGCAGCCUAUUCAGCAAGAAGGUUUAUUAAACGAGUAUUAUUAUUAAUUAAUUAAUCAUUAACGCUACUAUCUCUUUUAUUAUAUGUUAAUUUUAUAGUACACCAGGCUUUAUUUAUUUAUUUCUUAUGUUUUUUUAUUGUGGUUGAUAUUCUUCUCUUGUGUAAACAACAGAUAAAUAGAGUUAAAAGUUAGCCA
Mangifera indica (mango) is the source of this 1478-nucleotide messenger RNA. RefSeq lists its product as uncharacterized. NCBI's taxonomy places the organism in Eukaryota, Viridiplantae, Streptophyta, Magnoliopsida, Sapindales, Anacardiaceae. The transcript has a single exon. The record is from RefSeq and is a predicted model, not a curated record. The coding region runs from base 242 to 1312 and encodes 356 amino acids.